This is a messenger RNA of Solanum lycopersicum (tomato), 652 nucleotides long. Its product is annotated as E3 ubiquitin-protein ligase SINA-like 10. The record is from RefSeq and is a predicted model, not a curated record. Lineage: Eukaryota; Viridiplantae; Streptophyta; Magnoliopsida; Solanales; Solanaceae.
CAAAGAAGAAGAAGAAAUGGCGAGAUUUUCAGUUGGAAGAGAUGAACAUGAUAAUGAUGAAGGAGGACCCUGUAACUCCAGCACAUCUGUAUGCAAGAGACGGAGGACUACCGCCGGAAAUUUCUCUCGCGGCGUCGUAAUCCGUCAACAAGAAGAAGUAGAAGAAAGAGAAAGGGAAAGGGUUGUUCAGGAAAAAGUAGAGGAGGAGGAUUGGGGAUCGGAAUCUGAGGGAAAUUUCCGAUCGAGCGGUGAUCGGAGGGUGCCAGUUCGUGAAUCCGAGGUUUUAAGAAAGAACAGGUCUAUUUCUGGUGAGAGCGUGUAUCAGAAUUUUGAGGAUUCAAUCAUAAACAGGUCAAUUUCUGUGACGUUAUUGGAUCCGGAUGUGUUGGAUUGCCCGAUCUGCUUUGAACAUCUCUGUGUUCCUGUCUUUCAGUGUGGGAAUGGGCACAUAGCAUGUGCCCCUUGCUGCAUCAAGAUUGCUAAUAAGUGUCCAUCAUGUUGUUUGCCAAUUGGAUAUAACCGUUGUCAAGCUAUGGAGAAUGUUCUAGAAUCUCUGAAAGUGUCAGGCGUGAACAAUAGGUAUGGUUGCAAGGAGAUUCUGAAUCUUAGUAAGAAAAUUGACCAUGAAAAUGUAUGAAUCUAUGUGCCUUGU